Maniola jurtina (meadow brown) is the source of this 7987-nucleotide messenger RNA. It is a transcript of the gene sev, whose product is annotated as proto-oncogene tyrosine-protein kinase ROS. Gene Ontology annotation, biological process: multicellular organism development; positive regulation of kinase activity; cell surface receptor protein tyrosine kinase signaling pathway. NCBI's taxonomy places the organism in Eukaryota, Metazoa, Arthropoda, Insecta, Lepidoptera, Nymphalidae. The record is from RefSeq and is a predicted model, not a curated record. Gene Ontology annotation, molecular function: ATP binding; transmembrane receptor protein tyrosine kinase activity; protein binding. Bases 209 to 7693 code for a protein of 2494 amino acids. The transcript is spliced from 37 exons. Gene Ontology annotation, cellular component: membrane; signaling receptor complex.
UUCGUUGCGUACGCGCAUACAAACAUUCCCGGGCUUUCAAACUACGAACGUUAAUCCGACGUGCGUGCGUUUAACUUUUCAAUAUUUAUAAAUAUAAACAGUGAUCUCAAAGUGUUGCAAAAAAUCCUCGAGGAAUGAUAAAAAUAUUAUGACUAUGAAAUUAUAUAAACAAGUCAUGUUUUGUGUGUCUGUGUGAUCGGCAAAGGGAAUGGCGGGCACAAUGAGUCCGCCGCAGAAUUGGCACAAAUGGCUAGUGUUGUCGCUGCUCGGAUUGGCUUUGUCCGCUCGCACAAUUGGCUGCGAUUACGGCUCCAUCACCGAGAAAUUUGGAGCGGAAGCUGUGGCUCGGUGCAGUGAAAAAUGCCCUUUCCAGAACCGGACGGGUGAUGGUCAUUUUGACGUCAGUUGUGGAUCUGACUGCAGUGUCCAGCAAUGCAGACUUGGAUGUAAUCUUUGGUUACAAGGACUAGAAAAUUCUUGUCAAACUGUUUGCAAUGUAACAUCAGAAACUGUCAUCUCAAGAGAAUUGUACUGUGUCAUGGGAUGUAAUGAGGCGCUUAAUAUGUAUUUGCAAAAAGUUCGAGAUCUACUGGGCACGCCACCCGCGCCAGCGUUAGUGGCAGACAGCCUGACAGCCACGUCUCUGUCCCUUGUGUGGGACGCGCCGAAUCUCGGCAAUCUCAGCUACCUCGUGCAAUGGCGAUACGAAGAGCUGCCCGGCAGCUGGCAGUACUAUUCCAACUCCAGCCACUCCGACAAGUCGAUCAUUCACGUAGAAAACUUGAGACCGUAUACGAAAUAUAGAUUCCGAGUGGCAAUAUUCCUCUCCGGGCAUAGCGGUGGCGGUGAGCCGGUGUACUCGACACCGUCAGUGGUCAUAUCCACACUGGAAAGUGGAGAGCCCAGCUCUGCGCCCACCGCGCUGCGAGCCGCAGCGCCCGACCCCAGCCGUGUCGCCAUCUCGUGGGAACCCGGACCCUUUCCGAACGGACCUCUCAUUUCGUAUGUGCUGAGGCUAGCUGACACACAACCUAACACUAAUAAUGCCUUGGAGGAUAUGCCAGCAUCAAACAAUACGCUAUUCUAUAUGUUCCAAAAUUUGGCACCAGAGCGGGAAUAUGAAGUGUCAGUUGCAAUGCGAAAUGCUGUUGGGGAAGGCCCUAGAGCCAUCGUAAGAAUAAAAACUCCACCCUUACCUACAUCUGUUCCAAGUCAGCAGCCUGUAUUAAUUUUAGGAGGUGAACAUAAUAUUCUUGCCGCGCCCGCGAAUGACAUGUUAUCUGAUCCUAUAGAACUUUACAACACUGAACAUGAUAUUACUGGAGUUGGCCUCGACUUCUCCAGCGAUUCUUUAUUCGUAUCUGUUUCAAACGGAUACGUUUAUCGAAGUUCCCUCGCUAAAAAGAGUUCCUCUGAACCUAUUCUUACACCAGAACAUAUAUCGUACAAGCCGUUAGAUUUAUCCGUGGAUUGGCUCAAUAAGCAUCUUUACGUACUUGGUGAAGUUUAUUACACUAAAGAAGGCUCUGACUGGUCAAACACUAGUGUCUAUUCAAGUUGGGAAAUAUUACGUUGCGACUUCGAUGGAAAUAAUAAAAUUGUUGCUUUAUCAGGAUUUAAUUCGCGGCCCAUUCAUUUUGAAGUGGAUGCUUACAACGGGUACCUGUUUUGGGCAUUACGAGGAGUUGAACGAGGUGGUCUGUACAGAUUAGAUCUAGCGAACAUUUCUAAUGGUGUCAGACAUGAUGCUCCACCAGAACUUAUUGUUAGAGAUGCUCAUCUGGGGGCCUUCACAGUAGACCAUGCUGACUUCAGACUUCUUGUCGCACAUCUCAGGCAAAAUACAGUACUCGCAGUUUCUCUUGAUGGACGAGAAGUAUCAGACUUUCGAAGUAACACGCAGAAGCCAAUGUUUUUUUCGGCACGGUCUAUAGCUUACGCUAAUGGCCUUUUUUAUUGGACGAAUGGCCGUGAAAUGUUGACAGAAGAAUACCACAAGCAAAGCGACAGUUACUAUCAUAAUGAAUAUCCGCUAGCUUACAAUACAAAGACGCUUGCAACCAGACAAGUAUUGGUAGCGUUGAGAAGUUGUCAACCCAUACCAGUCCCUGUUAAUCCUCCUUUGGGCGUUCAAAGUAUUAUGGGAAUUGACCGAGCAAAAGUCUCGUGGUCCCGCCCACAUUUGCUUGGGCAUCAGGGAACAGGCGCUUGGCAGCAAUGGACAUUUCAAUUACAAGUAACAGAAGCGAUAACUGGGGCUAAUUUUAAAAUAGAAAACAUCGAAGAAUCGAUGUACGUCGUCGAAAAUAUUUUAUCAGACACCGAAUAUAUUUUCCGAGUAGCAGCGGUUACCGAAUCUGGAUCAGGACCGUGGUCUUCAGAAUUUAUUGGGAAAACGUUAACGUCUUCUCCUACUACUUUACAGAGUACUUUAUUGUGGUCAGGUCCUGAUGGUCUUUUACAAACUGAUUUGACGGGAGAUAACUUGCAGACUCUGAUCCACAGAACCUUUCUUAAAAAUGUGUAUAUUACGGACAUUUCUUGGUAUCGAGAUAAACUGUAUCUGGUCACUAACGCAUCGACUGUAAUGUGGUACAAUACUACUAGCCAUGAAACGGGUGUGAUGCCCAAUAUGGACAAUGUUGGGAGUUUAGCCGUAGACUGGGUUGGCAAAAAGAUUUAUUGGUCAAAUCCUAAACAACAAUUGAUAACCAGAGGAAAUUUUGAUGGCGGUAAUCGCGAGCCAGUUCCAAUAGUAACAGUUGCAAAAGAACUUACUAUAGAUUCAUUAGGAGCAUACAUAUACUGGAACACAGGUCAUGCAGUGGAAGCUUCUAGACUUAAUGGAGAGAAUAAAAUUAUUUACUAUCCCGCCCAGUUAUUUAGUGGAAAACAAGUGAUGGGCCUUACAGCAGACUUGGAAAAUAAAUGGUUAUAUUGGUUAGUUAGGAGCUAUGAUGGAUCUGAAUUACAUCGAGCACCAACAGCGGACCAAAUAUCAGCUGGUGUUAAUGAGGUAUCUGGAUCUUUGGUGACACGUUUAUCAGGAACGGCCACUCUUGGACCACUGUGCUACUUUAGUGGAAGGCUCGUCUGGGUUCAAGAUUCUUCAAGAGCAGUAGUGUCAGACUUGGCUGGAAAAUAUACUGCAGAACUUUUACCGCGCGUUCAUGUUAUUGCUGUGAGGGAUCCUACACUGCACAAAGAUAGUGAAUCUAUCAUUGCUAUACCGGAAACAAUAAACGCAUCGACAAUUUCGGUGGAAGGAGAAUGGGACAAGUUUAAUGUGACCUGGGCGCCAGCUGCCCGGGUCAACCUGAACACCAGCAGAGUAUACUAUGACGUCAGCUUGCAAUUUGAAGGACAGCACAAAAUUGAGAGAACGGUCGACGUAGCGUGGGUGGAAGUGUCAUCGCGCUCGGUGGCACCGUACAGCAGUAUGGAAGUGACGGUGCGCGCGCACACGCAGUGGGGCGGAGGCGCCAUCGCACGCGCUUCGCUCAGAACCCCACAAGACGCGCCCGCAGCACCGCGAGCGCCUCGUGUCUACGUACAACCUGCGCACAGCGGCGGCCCACUAACUGCCACGUUCAGGUGGGAAGCGCCCAGUAGAAGUAAUGGAGUAGUGCGUGGAUACGAGGCGCAGUGCUGGGCGGUGGGCGUGCGGUCUGCGCCAGUCAAGCCGUCAGCCUGCGCUGAGGCGCGUCUGUCACCACUGCACACACAGCUCAUGCUGAGGGAUCUUGCACCCGCUUCCACAUACUUCUUUCAGGUUCGAGCAUUUACGGAUGCUGGAUAUGGACAAUAUUCCAAACUCGUUUCUGCGUUAUCAGAUGAAAUUAAUCCCAUACCCAAAGUAAUAAUAUCAUCACAAGAAUCAAUUAAAAUCGUCGAUUUAGACUCCGGAGAAAGUGAACUUAUACCGAAGAGUAAUGGAAUACCUAUCGAUUUCGUUGUUAGCAUCGAAGAAAAUAUUGCUUACUGGGCUAAUAAUUUGGAAGAAAUAUUCUCGUCCCGAAUCAAUGGCAGUGGGAACUUUAAGCUGACAUCAAUCAAUGGAACUGCAACUAGCAUUUGCGUGGAUUGGGUUAGUCGAUCGGUAUAUUGGGCACAAAUAGAAAUAACAUCAACGGAGUUUUAUGUGAUGUAUCGAGCUGACUUAGGCAUUCCCAACACUAGACCACAUAUCACUCGUGUCUUAGUAAGGAAACAACCAAUUCACAGUUUGCAAAUUGCUCCAAUGCUGCGGUCUUUAUAUUGGUACGAAGAAAGUAAUCAUAAAGGACUAGGAACAUUAAUGACUGCAUAUGUGGACGGAAGCAAUAUCAGACCAUUUUUUAACAAUUCUGAGGAAGAUAUUUCCAUGUCGGAUUUUUUAGAUGAAUGCAAUUGUCCUCAAAAUCCACAAGUGACCAAAAGUUUCGUGCUUGAUAUGACGAACAAUAACGUCGAUCUGUAUUGGGUAGAUCCAUGGGCGAAUCAUAUCGUGGGCUCCGAUAUGAAUGGAUGUGUCUGUAAAGUCAUAGUUAACGCCACAGAAAAAAGGAAGUACGGGUUUCCCCCGAUGUCAAUAACGGUAGAUAGCAAAUACAUCUACUGGUACAACUCGACAGAAAAAAUAAUAUUUUAUACAAACAAAGUCAAAAAGGACAAAAUAGAACAAGUAAAGUCUUCCUUUGGGUACAAGAUUAUGGCUCUUGAUCCAGAAAAUCAACCUUACCCUCCAAGACGCUGUUUACUUCCUAGUUCACAAAGAUUGGUGCCUCAUGUAUUGUCUCACUCAGCAAACAGCGUAACUUUAAAAUUGCCUUUAGUAGGCAAACCAUUCGAAUGUGAGAAGCAGCAAUAUGAAAUGGCCGCCGCUGAAUACACCAUUUUUUAUCGUUUACAUAUGAAAAAUGAUUCAACAGUUUGUGAUAAGGAAUCAUGUCCUUACAUUACGACUACUAAUACCGUCGUAGCAUUGAAUGAACUGAAGCCUUUUACAAAUUAUACUGUGAUGCUCGAAGUCACCAAUUACUAUGCCAAACUUCAUGAGAUAAAACCGAUUCUCGGAGAACCUUUCAUUAUACAAACUGCAGCUGAAGCUCCUACAGCCCCAAAGGAUGUAACUGUUAUCGUUUUAAGCCCAGUGCUAGCACAAGUUGAGUGGACUCCAGAUCCUGGUCUUUAUUACGAACUGCAUUGGAGUACAGAUAAUUCAUUGUCAGUUGCACAGAAAAUAAAAGAACACAACACAGUGUUGGUGCCCGGAGGGCGGCGGGCGAACAUGACGCGCUUGUCGCCAGCCACGGCGUACACGGUGUGGGUGCGUGCGCGCUCGCGGCACAGCGCGGUGGGCGCGGACUCGGCGCCGCAGCGCCUGCGCACGUUCCCGCCGCCCGCGCCGCUCGCGCUGCGUGACGCCACCGCCUACACGCUCUCCGUCAUCUGGCCGCCGCCUACUUCUUACAAGCUUCAUAAGUACGCAGUGGAAUACACAGAGUUGUCAAGUGCAGCUGACGAGUGGACGGCGUGCGAGCAAAGCGACAGUGCAGAGUGGCUAGCGAGCGGGCUGCGUCCGCGCACGCGGUACCGCUUCCGCGUGCAUCUGCAGUACGUCGAGCACGCGCCGCCCUACUACUGGCCCCAUGACGACCGAUUUACCUAUGAAACCUUAGGUGACGUGCCGGGCCCGCCGGGCGCGCUGCACGUGGAGGCGGUGGGCGAGCGCAUGAUGCGCGCGCGCUGGAGCGAGCCUGAGGCCCGCGGCGCGCCCAUCGAGGCCUAUCGGGUCUGGGGCCGACCGCAUCACAGAAUUAAUUAUGUGGACGAAAAUAUGACCAAGAAUAUAAGUGAGAUGCUGCCAGCUAACCUGCCCAGUGACAUCGAUGACGAAAUGAAAUUACGCAUUGUUCGCGAAGGACUCGAGCUACUUUAUAGUGGAAAUGAGACGUACUGGCUGAUCAGCGAAGGCGCGGUGUCGGAGGGCUACGUGGCGCGCGUGCAGGCGCGCAACAGCUACGGGUGGGGCCCACUGUCCGCCGCCGGCGUGCUGCACGCGCCCGCGCACGCCGCCAAGCCGCACCCCGCCGCGCUGGCCGUGGCCGUGGCUGCGCUGGCGAUGCUCGUGCUAGGCGUGGCCGCCGCCGUGUUCUACAUUCCAGCAUAUAACAAUCGGAGUAAAAAAAAAGCAGCCAUUGAAAAUCAACUAACCGCCAACAUUGUGCGCCGCGGACCCGAUGUAGAGCUAGCCACCCUGCGACAACUGCCGAUUAGACAUUCCACUAAUAUUUUAUACAAUCAGGGAGUGCACUGUCCGUCGGACGCGGAGCUGGCCAGCUUGCCGCACAUCCGGCGCGAGCAGAUCACGCUCACCAAGUUCCUGGGCUCCGGCGCCUUCGGCGAGGUGUUCGAGGGCGUCGCGCGCCAGCUCGGCGGCGCCAACGCCGACACUAAAGUUGCAGUUAAGACGUUACGCAAAGGAGCAACGGAGCAAGAAAAGACUGAAUUCUUGAAGGAGGCGGCGCUGAUGUCCAACUUCAAGCACGAGCACAUCCUGCGCCUGCUGGGCGUGUGCCUCGACAACGACCCCAACUACAUCAUCAUGGAGCUCAUGGAGGCCGGCGACUUGCUCAGCUACCUGCGCGCCAAGCGAGCUUCGCUGUAUACUCCAGAAUCUCUGACCCUGCUAGACUUACUGAACAUGUGCGUGGACGUAACGAAGGGAUGCCGCUACUUGGAAGAAAUGCAUUUCGUGCACAGAGACCUGGCGUGCCGGAACUGCCUGGUGGCGCAGCGGGCGAACGGCAGAGUCGUCAAGAUUGGCGACUUUGGUCUCGCGAGAGAUAUCUAUAAAAACGACUAUUACAGAAAGGAAGGAGAAGGUUUACUGCCAGUGCGGUGGAUGGCAGUGGAAUGCCUCGUGGACGGAGUAUUUUCUUGUCAGUCGGACGUUUGGGCCUGGGGCGUCCUAUGUUGGGAGGUGCUGUCCCUGGGCCAGCAGCCGUACCCCGCGCGCACCAACCGCCAGGUGCUGUCGCUGGUGCGCGCGGGCGGCACGCCUGACCGCCCGCCCAAUUGCCCUUCCGCUUUCUACGAGCUUCUACAGAAGUGCUGGAGCUACUCGGCCGAGGCGCGGCCGUCGUUCCGGUACUGCCUCGAGGUGGUUACGGCGCUGCGCGACAAAACCUCGCCCAACAUCACGCUCACCGCCACCGCCGAGCCCGCGCCGCACUAUCUCACACUGCUCGGAGAUGACGCCGUCGCCAACCGCAGCUACCUGCUGGACGAGAACGACAACACGUUGGACGAAGAGUUCCCAGAACACGAGAUGGAGCCGUCGCACCUGCUGCCGCAGCGGGCGCCCAAGUAUUUGGAGCUCAUGUACGACAGCGACUCGCCCGCGAACACCGUCUGCGACGGCUACGAGAUCCCGCGGACACCGUUCAAUUACGCCCCGUUUUCGAGACACAGCAUCGUCGGCGUGGCGCCCAAUAGACUCAUCAAGCCGCCGCUGUACCGGAGCCACUCGCUGCGGACGAGCGCGCGGCCGGCCAACGCCACCAUCGUUCCGCUGCGGAACGGCAUCGUGAAGCGAGCCUCGCUGUGCGGCGCGCAGCGCGCCUUCCUCGAGCCUCGCGCCGGCCCCUCGGCCGCGCGCAAGCGUUCCGAUAUACACUUCGAUAAACACAUCUUUAAGACUCCAUUUUAAACUGUGAUAUUAGAAAAUUCCACCGACAGACUAUCCUUGUAAUUUUAAAAUAUUUAAUUAUUUAUUUAAUAGUAAUCGUUAAUGUAAAUAUGAGGACCGAUUCGAUGUAAAUAUUAGUGUUAGCCACUGUGGGUAUUGUAUUGUUGAGGAAUGCGUGUAAGCAAUUGGGUACAAAAUGAAACUAUGAUGUCAUAAUAGUUAUGCAUUUAUUAUAUGUUCUAGAACUUAUUUAAGUAAAAAUAUGUGUGGUUUUUCUAUGACCGAUUGUAAUUAAAACCAAAAACAUACAUAUCA